This is a messenger RNA of Trichoderma gamsii, 837 nucleotides long. RefSeq lists its product as hypothetical. Gene Ontology annotation, cellular component: COP9 signalosome. Lineage: Eukaryota; Fungi; Ascomycota; Sordariomycetes; Hypocreales; Hypocreaceae. The transcript has 2 exons. The coding region runs from base 1 to 837 and encodes 278 amino acids. The record is from RefSeq and is a predicted model, not a curated record.
AUGGAGCAAACAAAGGCGUUAAACGCUUUAGAGCCUUUCCUGGCCCUCUCAAAAUCAGCCACCUCUCCCCGCGCUGCCGCUGAUCUCGUCACUCGCGCAACCUCAGCUCCAAACACCUUCCUCUUCACCGAGCUCCUCCAGACACCGCAGAUCCAGGCCCUCGCAGCCAACUCAGAGUUCGCAGCAUACCUCACCCUACUCCAAAUCUUCUCCUACGGUUCCUACGGGACAUACCAUGCCACCGCCGACCUACCCACCCUGAACGACACCCAGACCCUCAAGCUGCGGCAGCUCUCCCUGCUAUCCCUGGCUAGCGAUCGAUCAAGCUUAUCAUACGAUGCGUUACAAAAGGCUCUAGGCCUCGCCUCGCCCCGGGAGGUGGAGGACCUCGUCAUCACAGCCAUAUACGCCGGCCUCUUGCACGCCACCCUCGACCCUGCCCGCCAAGCCGUAUCAGUGACAAGCGUUGCUCCUCUCCGAGAUCUCGCUCCCGGCACAAUCCCAGAUAUGAUUAGCGCUCUUCAAAACUGGGCUGGUCGUUGUCAGUCUACCCUCGGAGACCUCGAAGAGCAAAUCAAGAGCAUUCGCGAUGCGGCCACUGUACGAGAGAGAGAGAAGCGGGCCUCGGACAAAAAGCUACAGAAUUUGGUGGAAAGUGUGACUGAAGAUAAAAAUAUGCUCUCAGGAUACCCGCGGGACAAUUUGACUCGCAGGGGCAUUAGCAAACGCUCCAUGGCUGACCCCACGGGUACGGAGUCAAAUGCCGAGUUGAUGGAUAUCGAUGAUUUAUACCCAGCAGACGACGUGGCUAAAAGAGCCAGUAAGAGGAAGUUGUAG